AUGAGUAGUGAGUAUGAACUAGAACCACCCAGAAGUUACGAUAGCCGUAGAAACGAUAGUAGAAGAGGGAGAUCCAGAGGUAGAGGAAGUUUUAGGGGUGGGCGCGGAUCCUGGAGAGGUAAUGAUCGAUUCAGCCGUCCUAGAGGCAGAGGAUUUAGAGGAUCUUUUCAACCACCACCAGAAGAGAAUAUAAACUAUGAUAACCGAGUUUUUGUUGGGAAUUUGUCAUUUGAUACCACUGCAGAAGAUUUAGUAGACUAUUUUUCCCAAGUAGGAGAAGUAGUUACUGCCGAUAUCAUAACUUUCAAAGGCCGUCAUAAGGGAUUAGGUACUGUGGAGUUUACCAAUGCUGAUGAUGCCACUGAGGCAAUCGAGAGAUGUGAUAACACACAUUUUAUGGGUCGUGACAUCUAUGUGAAAGAUGAUCAACCACCACCAGGAGCGAGACAAAAAACAAUGCGAAUUGCUCCAAUAAGAGACAUAAAUAGACAAGGUUACGAAGCUUUUGUUAUAAACUUACCUUACUCCAUAACAUGGCAAAACUUGAAGGAUCUUUUCAGAGAAUGUGGGGAUAUCCUUCGUGCUGACAUUGAAUUAGAUUAUAAUGGGUUUUCAAGAGGUUUAGGUUCUGUUCUUUAUGCCACAGAAGAUGCUAUGCAUAGGGCAAUAGAUACUUUCAACGGUUAUGAAUUAGAAGGAAGAGUCUUAGAGGUAAGAGAAGGUAAAUUUAACCCAAGUCACAAAGAACAUAUUCCCGAGGGAACUUUGGACGAAGUGGAGCCUUCAAUUCCGACACAAUCGCCGUUUGUCGAAGGAGUGGUUGGAAAUGGUGAAAGGAAUCCAACUGUAUUCUGUCAAAGUUUACCGUUAUCUACAACGGUUCCUGAUUUGUACGAUUUAUUCGGUUCUUUUGGCGAUAUAAAUCAUGCUGAAUUAAUUUAUGAUACCAAUGGUUUAUCAACUGGUUCCGCUGUUGUCGAAUAUAUGAGUGCUGACUAUGCAGAGAUGUGUAUCGAUAAAUUGAACAAUUAUAACUAUGGUGGCCACCAAUUAGACAUAUCAUUCGCCCAUCGUUUGUAA
This is a messenger RNA of Naumovozyma dairenensis CBS 421, 1080 nucleotides long. RefSeq names its product single-stranded telomeric DNA-binding/mRNA-binding protein (gene GBP2). The transcript has a single exon. The coding region runs from base 1 to 1080 and encodes 359 amino acids. The record is from RefSeq and is a predicted model, not a curated record. Gene Ontology annotation, molecular function: mRNA binding. NCBI's taxonomy places the organism in Eukaryota, Fungi, Ascomycota, Saccharomycetes, Saccharomycetales, Saccharomycetaceae. Gene Ontology annotation, cellular component: cytoplasm; nucleus.